Molecule: messenger RNA, 2213 nt
Organism: Engraulis encrasicolus (European anchovy)
Lineage: Eukaryota; Metazoa; Chordata; Actinopteri; Clupeiformes; Engraulidae
Gene: pdk3b
Product: pyruvate dehydrogenase kinase, isozyme 3b
Exons: 11
Coding region: 236-1444 (402 amino acids)
Biological process (GO): regulation of glucose metabolic process; protein phosphorylation
Cellular component (GO): mitochondrion
Molecular function (GO): pyruvate dehydrogenase (acetyl-transferring) kinase activity
Source: RefSeq, a predicted model, not a curated record
CAUACAGUUGCAGGGUCACGUGUACAGGAUUAGUCUCGUGUGUGUGCAGCACUCGAUUAACUAACUACAAUAAAGUAGAGGAAGACGAUGACAACAUAUUUCCACAACGUAUUACUACUUUAUUACUCGCAAGGAGGCUGCAUCAUGAUCAUAUAAGGACUGCAAAGACAACGCUUGUUGAUCCGACAGGAACUUAAACUCGUCGUAGAAGGCCACCAGUUCACAAAUUGCAAUUAUGAGAUUAAUAAACAUUUUGAUGAAAAAUGUCAACGCGAAAAUCGAACACUACUCCAGGUUUUCACCCUCGCCAAUGUCCAUCCAGCAGUUUCUCGAUUUUGGUAGAGAAAAUGCUUGUGAGAAGACUUCCUAUAUGUUUCUAAGGAAAGAGCUGGCAGUUCGAAUAGCCAACACCUUGCGGGAGGUCACACUAUUGCCAAGCAGCCUAGUCAAUCAACCUUCACUCAAACGAGUGCAGACAUGGUACAUUCAGAGUUUUGAGGAAGUGCUGCAAUUUGAAGACCAAAGCCCAGAAAGUGGUCGCACACUCAACGAUUUCCUGGACACCCUGAACAGGAUACGUAGCCGGCACAAUGACGUGGUGCCCACGGUGGCCCAGGGGGUGAUCGAGUAUAAGGAAGCGCACGGCUUCGAUCCCUUCAUCAGCAACAAUGUACAGUACUUCCUGGACCGCUUCUACACCAACCGCAUCUCCUUCAGGAUGCUGAUGAACCAGCACACACUGCUGUUUGGCGAUACUGCGGCCCAUCCAAAACACAUAGGUGGUAUUGACCCGGCCUGCCACGUGACAGAAGUUGUCAAAGAUGCAUAUGACGUAGCCAAAAUGCUUUGUGAGCAAUAUUACAUGAUGGCACCACAACUGAAGGUUAAAGAAUUCAACAGUAGGGCAGAAGAUAAGCCUGUGCAGGUGGUCUACGUUCCUUCUCAUCUCUUCCACAUGCUCUUUGAACUUUUUAAGAACUCCAUGAGGGCCACGGUGGAGUUACACGAGGACAACAGCAGAGGGCUCCCUCCAGUCAAAUGUCUCGUGACCUUGGGGAAGGAGGACCUGUCAAUAAAGAUCAGUGAUUCGGGUGGUGGAGUUCCCCUGAGGAAAAUUGACCGUCUGUUUAACUACAUGUACUCUUCUGCGCCCACUCCCAAUCUAGAGACCACCCAUACAGCAGCACCUCUGGCUGGAUUUGGCUACGGCCUGCCUAUCUCCAGGCUCUAUGCACGCUACUUCCAGGGCGACCUGAAUCUUUACUCCAUGGAGGGAGUUGGGACAGAUGCAGUCAUAUACCUAAAGGCACUGUCGAGUGAGUCGUUCGAGCGUCUUCCCGUCUUCAACAAGUCGGCAUUGCGACACUACCAGACGGGGCCUGAGGCGGACGACUGGAGCAACCCCACCAGCGGCACUCAAGUGCCCAAGUACAAGUCAAAAUGAGAGGUGCUAAGCUGACUUAUUUAUGCUUUAUAUAUAUUUAAGUUAUUUAUACAGUUGUUUAUGCACUUGUGUUAUGUCACAUGUUACAACAAUACGCACUGCCUGUUUGUUACAGUACAAAAAAUGUGUUGGGUGUUUCAAGUGGAUAAGAAUGCUAAACCUGGAGAGCCAGGUUAUAGAAUGCUGCCAUAACUAUUAUGAUAAGAGAAGUGUUUUGUUGAAUUUAAAAGGCCAAUGGAUAGCAGGAAGAAAGACUUAACUGCUAUGUCUUACAUUUAAAAAGACACUGAAGUACUGUAUGUUGACAUUUAUGAAAAGUUAGUAAUGGAAAGCUGUGGUAAUGGAAAGAAAGCAUUGUUGUUGAAUUUCUGAUUUCCUGAUAGGCCUACAGCUUUUAUUAUCUGAGUGAGUUUGUUUUGUAUUAUAUUGUCUUGAAUUCUUUUUUGUUUGUCUGAACGCACAUUGAAAAAAAGUGGCUCUAACUCUACCAAAGCCUUAGUUGCAAACAAUGUUUUAUAACCUACGGUAUUUUAAGUGUUGUGAUGACUGGAACAGGCAUGUGUUCUAGUAAAUUUUGAUAUACUGCUGAAGCUACAUUGAACUUUAGAGCUGUUACAGUGCGCGAAUGUACACAGUAUAAUGUUACAGUAUGUACAGCAUGUGUAUGCUCCAUUUGUCUUUUACAUGGCACAGUGUUAUUUUUUGUCAGCAAACAUGUUUGGGCUGUUACAUUGUCAACAAUAAAUCGGUUGGUUCACUGAAACGGUAA